AUGGCAGCAGUAGCCGCAGCAGACGUGAGGACCGGCGUGGACGAGCGGGCUGCCGAUGAGAACGAUGUGGGCACGUCGGUGCUGUGGGUGACCGAGGCCGAGGCGGCGGCGGACGAAAUGGCGAUGCUCGAAGCGAUGGGGGCGAGAACGACGACAGUGUGCAAGGUGAAGAAGGUGAAGCACCAGCUGGGAAUGACCUUUGCUGUUGUGGUCCUUCAUGCACAUGCCUCGCUUGCCCCCAACGCACUCGGCGUCGUCCAAGGUCUGGUCCUUGCCGGCGGCCUCCUUGUCCUUCGCCUCCCGCCGCGCACCCGCCACAUCCGUACAGACUCGCUCUUUGCCAGCCCGUCACGGACAACUCGCGUGCCGACUGGCGCUGCAAGGCUGGCCGGGAACAGCUCGCCCUUUGCACGCCGGUUCGAACGGUUGCUGGCCCGCCAUGCCGCCGCGGUUCCGCGUGUCUUUGUCGAGGUGGACGGCGAGGUUGGCGGCGAGGCACUGGAAGAGCUUGUGGCCUCGAUCCCGACUACGAUCACGCUCAAGGGCAGCAGUGAGCAGCGCGAGGUUGUGGCCGCGCUGAGCGAGGCGUUGGUCAGCGGUGCUACUGGUGUCCGGCUAGUGGUGGCUGAUCGCGGACGGGGCAAGUCGGCGGCGCUCGGGCUUGCACUGAGAGCAGCAAGUGAGCACGGACUGAGCCUAGCAGAGGUGAUGGUGGUUGGUGCGGGAAGUGACAGGGAACACAGCGAAAUCGCAAAGUUUGGGCCGGCUGAGCUGUUGCUGAGCGAGCCUGAGGCCAUGUACAAGGCAGCGUCGGCGGAGGCGGCGACAGCCGUGCGGGCAUAUGUCAUCGACGAAGCGGCGCAAGUGCCGGUGAGUGUACUCAAGGCGCUAGUCAAGGUACACGGGCAGCGUGCGCUGCUUAUCUUUGCCACGACUGUCCACGGCUACGAGGGGACCGGGCGCGGGUUUGUCAUCCGGUUUGCCGACUGGCUCUCGAGCUCGGCGUACACAGGAGAGGUGGAGAAGCACACGCUGAAGGCGCCGAUUCGAUGGGAUGCCGGCGACAGCAUGGAAGCGUUCUUCAACGAGCUUCUGGGGCUCAAGGUGGAGCCGGCAGCGAUUGGCGAGGCCGACGCGGGAGCGAUCCUGGACGAUGUCAACGGCAUGCUCGAGUACGCGGUACUGAGCCAUGACGAGCUCGCAGACAACGACUCGCUACUGGACGAGGUCUUUGGCCUCCUUGUGGGCGCACACUACCGGACGACACCCGACGAUCUGUGGCGACUGCUGGAUGCGCCGAACAUGGAGACGCACGUUUUGCGCGAGCGGAGCGGCGAGCGGCGGGUGGUGGCGGUCAACGUGGUGGCGCGCGAGGGUGGGUUUCCAGUCGAGAAUGCGAAGGCUAUUGCUCGUGGCAAGAUGAACCUACGCGGACAUGUUCUGGUGGACAUCAUGGCCAAGCAUCUCGGAUGUCGCGCGGCGCCGAGUCUUGUGCUUGUGCGCUCUGUGCGGACGGCGGUGGUCGAGGUGCUGCGGCGUGGCGGGCUGGCGACGCUGCUCAUUGAGAAGGUACACAGCGUGCACGCUGACGCCGAUGCGUUUGGUACACUGUUUGGGGCGACUGCUGGGCUCGUUGCCUUUCGGCAUGGCCUCGGGUACCACGCCAUCCGGCUGUCGGCUACGCGCGGAGUGCGGGCGGGCGAGCCGUCGAUUGCGAUGAUGCGGGCGAUGAGCCCGGAAGGCGAGGCAGUGCUGGCCCAUUUGCGCAAGCUCUUUGGUUUCGGCCUGUCAAAAGUCCUCUCGCUGGCCUCGGUGAGCCUGGCGAGACCUGUCGCGAAGAUGUUGCUGGCAGACGCGCCGACGAGCGAGCGGCUGGAGCCGGAUCUCCUCCACGAGGUUGUUGCCGAGGUCUACGCACACGGGGCAGCUGUCGACGAGUCAGUCAUGGCAGCACUGGCACAAUGGCUUAGCGAUUACGCCGCUUCUGUGGAUGCAGCCCUCGCACGUGGAGUGAUCAAGCCCAACGAGCGCGCCCUGCUCACCGCUCGAGUCCUGGAUGGACUCGACCUCGGCGAUGCGGCCGCGGUCGCAGGCAUGAAGCACGGAGGCGCAGCCGCCAAGUCUCUCCGACAAGUGUUCCGCCGACUGGUUGAAGCCGUACGCGAAGAGAGUGGCUAGGUGAGACGGCCCCGAGUGUUUGCCAUGUCA
Molecule: messenger RNA, 2208 nt
Organism: Thecamonas trahens ATCC 50062
Lineage: Eukaryota; Apusomonadida; Apusomonadidae
Product: small heat shock protein
Exons: 2
Coding region: 1-2178 (725 amino acids)
Molecular function (GO): N-acetyltransferase activity
Source: RefSeq, a predicted model, not a curated record